This is a messenger RNA of Micropterus salmoides (largemouth bass), 2308 nucleotides long. RefSeq names its product hemojuvelin-like. Bases 383 to 1639 code for a protein of 418 amino acids. Gene Ontology annotation, cellular component: plasma membrane. The record is from RefSeq and is a predicted model, not a curated record. NCBI's taxonomy places the organism in Eukaryota, Metazoa, Chordata, Actinopteri, Centrarchiformes, Centrarchidae. Gene Ontology annotation, molecular function: coreceptor activity. The transcript has 5 exons. Gene Ontology annotation, biological process: BMP signaling pathway.
ACAGACGAGAGUCCAGGUUACAUCAGAGAGAGACGGGUCAGCGCUGACGCUCCAAACCGUUUGUUCCUAAAACCAUAUAAAUAAAGUUUACAAAGCGUUAGUUCCUCCAGCUGCAGGAGCUCAGAGCUCAGUGACGUUUUGUUCUGAAAUCAUUUCAUUCAUGAGCCUGACGGACUCUGACUCUGCAGGUAGGCCUCACGUCAACAGAGGAUCAGUUACCAGAGGUGGACAAGUACAUUUACUCAAGUACUAAGUUUGAGGUUGUCUGAUGGGUCCCGAAGAAGGUCGUCUCAGGUAACAGAGCAGGUAACAGACAGGUGAGCGUGACACCUUCCCUCUUUGUGUCCUGGUGAUCUCGGCCCGUCCCGGGUUCGGUCUGCCGAUGGAGCCUCGGGCUGCCGCCGCGCGACACGCGGCGUUACCAUGGAAACACUGCAUCCACCUGACUCUGCUGCUGGUCCAGCUGAGUUUACCUGAAGCCGGAGCUUCCUGUCGCAUCCUGAGGUGUAACUCGGACUUUGUGGCUGCGACGCUGGACCUGGGAAGCAGCAGCGGGGGAGGAGGAGCAGGAGGAGGAGCGGCUCCCAGCAGGGAGGCGGUGAACGCCGGUUACUGCAGCGCCCUACGCUCCUACGCCAUGUGCACUAAGAGGAUGGCGCGGGCGUGUCGAGGCGACCUGGCGUACCACUCUGCGGUUCAGGGCAUCGAAGACCUGCUGAUCCAGCACCGCUGCCCCCGUGCGGGCCCCACCGCCCAGCCCCGCCCCCUGCCCCAGGGCACGCUGUCGGGAGAAGCCUGCCUCUACGAGAGGAGCUUCCUCAGCAGAGAGGGACGCAGGCCGGAGUACCUCCACUGCGGCGUGUUCGGAGACCCGCACGUUCGAACCUUCAACAACGAGUUCCAGACGUGUGCCGUGCAGGGGGCGUGGCCUCUCGUUGACAACGAGUACCUGUACAUCCAGGGCACCGGAUCGCCAACAAAGGGGGGGUCGCACGCCACGGCGCUGACUAAGAUCACCAUCAUCUUUAAGAACUGGCGUCAGUGCAUUGACCAGCAGCUGUACCAGGCGGAGCUCGAUAACGUUCCCGCUGCGUUCGCUGAUGGCUCAGUGUCGAGCGGCGAGCGGAGAGGUCAACACAGCCUGACGGUCCGGUCUCAGAGUCCAGGCCGGCACGCGGAGAUCCGGGCGGCUCACAUCGGUACGUUGCUGGUGGUGCGUCAGAGCGGACGCUCGCUCGGCCUGUCGGUCCGCUCGCCGCGCAGCAUCGUGGAGGCCUUCGGCCCCGAGCAGGACCUGCAGCUGUGCGUGUGGGGCUGCCCCACCUCCCAGAGACUCAACGUGCUCCACCCACCGGCGCCAGACUCCUCCCCUUCCUCCGCCGUCAGCCCCUGGGCUCACUGCGCUGCGCUGCUUCCCGCCCAAGACGUCUACUACCAGGCCUGCGUGUUCGACCUGAUCGCCAGCGGAGAUACGAACUCCAGCACGGCCGCCGUCAGCGCAGCGCAGGACGCACGAAACAUGAUCUCUGACACGCAGAGAGUUCACCUGCUGCCCGUCUCCUCCGCUGAGCAACACGGGACACGACUGGACCUGACGCUGCUGCUGCUCGGCAUGCUGGGAACUGUAACCACAGCCUGAAGCGGCAGGAAGUCACUGCAGACCUCAGACCUGUUUGACAGUUGAUGGAUGUAUGAUAAGACCUGGAGACGGCGCCGCCGCUCAGCCUGGUUCCAGUUUUGCCCAGUGGCCACUCACGGGAUUGCAGCUGCGGCUCAAAAAGCGUUUCCCCCGCAGGCCGCCAUUUUAACAGCUAUCCAACAUGGCGUCCUGAUGCGAGGUCAUGUGGAUGAAACAGACCCUACGGGGACUUUAUACCCCCCCCCCCCCGCCCGCUCUGGUGUCACACAGCCAGACUGAUCCUGGAUCAGUGCUGAACAUUAUAUAGACAGAAAAUGAAACUGCUGCUGAAGAGAAGGAAACUGAUCAAAUGUUUAAGAAUUUGAACAGAAUUGAAAGGCUCUGCCGGCUGAAACCGGAGACGCUUCCUGCGUUUCCUGAAGCUUUAGAGCACAGAGUCAGUACUCUGGAUAGUCCAUCUCUGUAUUCUAUACAUAAAAACGUUUUGCAACACUUUGAAGCUUUGUGUAAACUAAUAAUAAACGCUGACUGUAAACAGGAAGUCCAGGAGGGUUCAGGUCCAAAUCCACAAUUACAGUCCAGAUGAGCCGUCAUUAACAGCAAUCUGAAAGAAAGGAUUAAGAGACGGAGCACCGACAAUCUGUUUGUAAAUAAAUGUUGAGGAGCUGC